AUGGCCAAACAAAACUUUUCUAUCUUUGUGCAGCUGCUGAAAUCGCGAGGAUUUAUUAACUUAAAGCAUGUAACUAGGAAUGACAAGAGUUUUUUCCUUGCUGAUUAUGGUCCUCCGGGAACUCUGUUGCGACGAAAUGUGUUAAAACAGUGGUGGAAAGUCAUGGUUCUUCAACAAAGCAAUGUUUUUCCUGUUGAAAGCUCAGUGUUUCUGCCAUCUCCAAAUUUAGAGGCUUCUGCUUCUAG
Molecule: messenger RNA, 245 nt
Organism: Candidula unifasciata
Lineage: Eukaryota; Metazoa; Mollusca; Gastropoda; Stylommatophora; Geomitridae
Source: the annotation of a GenBank genome assembly